Myxocyprinus asiaticus (Chinese sucker) is the source of this 6361-nucleotide messenger RNA. RefSeq names its product RE1-silencing transcription factor-like. Gene Ontology annotation, biological process: regulation of gene expression. NCBI's taxonomy places the organism in Eukaryota, Metazoa, Chordata, Actinopteri, Cypriniformes, Catostomidae. The transcript has 4 exons. Gene Ontology annotation, cellular component: nucleus. The coding region runs from base 1826 to 4879 and encodes 1017 amino acids. The record is from RefSeq and is a predicted model, not a curated record.
CUUUAAGAGACAAAUAUGUUACAUAUCUAAAUGAAUUAAGUUACAGAGGUCUUAGUGUAUCCAAGAAAUUAAUUAAUAACUCAACAAAAAAAAAAAAAAAAAACAUUUAACAAUUGGGAAAACGUAAGCAGACCAUUGAAUGACAUCAUUAAACAGAAACCUGCCCAUUUUUCACAGUUGUUUUUUUUUUUUAAGUACUAUACAUGUUAUUUCUUAACUCUUGUGUUUUGUUAAAUGGACAAGACCCUUUUAAUUGCUCAAAAAAACAUCCUCAACAAAAGUAUCAGGGUGAUCCUUCUUGACUUUUCCAAAUCUUAUGAAAACUAACAGGAAGAGUUUAUGCAAAAAUGAAAAUUCUCUCAUUAUUUACUCAACCUCAUGCCAUCCCAGAUGUAUAAAUUUACUAGAUUUUUAGAGGAAACUUUCAGCUCUGUAGGUCCCGACAAAUCAAUGGUGACUAAAACUUUGAAGCUCCAAAAAGAACAUAAAUGCAGCAUAAAAGUAAGCCAUAUGACUCCAGUGGUUUAAACAAUGUCCUCAGAAGUGAUCCAAUCGGUUUUGGGUUAGAACAAACUUUUUGCUGAACAUGUUGCCAUUGCACAAUCAAGCUCGAUUCCACUUCCUAGUGUUUGACAUGCACAGAGCACUAGAUGGCACUGUAGGAAGUGUAAUCGAGCUUGAAAUCAUGAUCGCGAAGGAGACUGCUGAUGACAAGAUUUAUACAUGAAAAAGGAAAUAUAUUUUGGUCAGUUCUCACCCAAAACUGACUGGAUUGCUUCAGAAGACAUUGAUUAAACCACUGGAGUCAUAUGGAUUACUUUUAUGCUGACUUUGUGCUUUUUAAAGUUUUGGCCACCAUUCACUUGCAUUGUAUGGGCCUACAGAGCAUAGAUAUUCUUCUAAAAAUCUUUGUGUUCAGCUGAAGAAAGAAAGUUGUACACAUCUGGGAUGACAUGAGUGUGAGUAAAUCAUGAGAGAAUUUUCAUUUUUGGGUGAACUAUUCCUUUAAUAUAAAUAAACUUCCAACUUGAUAACAUGCUUGUCUGUCAGAAUAAAACAUAAGUAAAUGCAAUUAAUUCACUCCUGCCGCUUGUUUAUCUAAAUUUGUUUUAUUGUUUUUUUUUUCUGAAAUGUGGUUUAGCUGAAACACAGGCAAUGUUACUCUGUUGGAUCACAUUUCUGAAAGGUGUGAUACUUUGUGAUUCAACAAAAGGUUAAAAUGUGUAUCUUAAUAAAACUCAAAAAACUUGUGCCUACUGGGGUUUGAGAUGAUCAGAGGAACAUGUUCAAAACAACUGAAGAGGUUCAUUUCUAAAUUACAAUUAUUAUCUGUUUUUUCCAUCACUGAGGUAAAAACAAAGACAGUAAACUCAAUCUCAGAACACUAGGGCUGAUAACAGCUUAACAUGGUUGUUUCCAGUUUCCACGUGUGAUUAAAACGACCAAAUCGUCCACAAUGCUGGCCUACACUAUUGUUUGAGAACAAACAAUUCCUCAUUCAGCCACAUUCAUAAUGUCGUCGCGAUUUGAGUUGGUUGAUGCUGUUGUUGUUUUUUAUAUAUUCUGCACAAGUGCGUCAUUCUAAAAACAAAGCAUUUGGUCGCUCGACGUAAACGCACAAUAUAAACAUUGAGCGCGAGAAGAAGAGCGAGCCCUGUGUGCGCUGACGUCACAACCCCCCCGCCCGCGCGCGAGCGAGAUGUGUUGGAAUGCUUGAGUCUCCGCACUUCCUUGACCGACUUAAGAGUUUGGAAACAACUCCGCCAGAAGCUUGUUUCUACACCAGCAUCGCCAAACAGCGAGUGAACACUGUCGCUGGUUGAGCAUGUCUGCUCAGACAGUGUAUCCAGCAACAGCUGGUAUCUUCAUGCCUUCUGUAGGAAUCCCACUGCCAGAGGAGGGCCAUGACCUCCCCGAGAUGUCUCGAAAUGACGUGGCCGCCCCUCAGCUAGUGAUGCUGGCUAACGUGGUGGUAGCAUCAGAGACGUCUCCCUCUGAAUGUUAUGCAGAGGAUAUACAAAUGGUUGAACUCACGACUGUUGGAUGCAACAGCUACUCUGACAGCGAGGAAGAGGGUAUUAUCAGAUACAGCUUUGACAACUCAGAGAUGACUGAAGAUACAUACGCAGAACAGGCCACUUGGGUAGAGCCAGAGGUGACGGAAAGAGUGCUGGAGCAGAGUGCCACAAGAGUGGAGCGAGCAGAAAACAGCACAAAACCUUCUGAAAAAUCCCCAUCUGAAUCCUCAGCUGCAGAGAAACGUAAGUGUGACCCAGUCUGCAUCUUUGAAUGCAACAAAAAGAAGAAGACGAAGCCCUUAUUCUGUAAACCUUGCAUGUACCGGGCCGAUUGCGAGGAGGACUUCAUUCACCAUCUUGGAGCUCACAGCUCCAAGAAAAUGAGUGAGAAGAAUGGCACGGCAGACUCCAACGACGAUCAGGCUUGUGAGUCAGGCCAGUCGCCGACAGAAAGCCAAGAGAACAGUGAAAGUUUGAUGAACUACAAAGGUGUGAUCAGCUGUGAUCGCUGUGGAUACAACACCAACCGUUACGACCACUAUGUAGCCCACCUUAAGCAUCACACUAAGGAAGGUGAAGAUCAGAGAGUUUUCAAGUGCACCAUUUGCACUUAUACAACCAUCAGUCAGUACCACUGGAAAAAACACUUGAGGAAUCACUUUCCAAGCAAGCUUUUCACCUGCAACCAGUGCUCAUAUUUUUCUGAUCGCAAAAAUAACUACAUACAGCACAUCCGAACCCACACUGGUGAGCGUCCAUUCAAGUGCAUAUACUGUGAAUAUUCCAGUUCACAAAAAACGCACCUUACCAGACACAUGAGAACCCAUUCAGGUGAGAGGCCUUUCAAAUGUGACAAUUGCAGCUACCUGGCAGCCAACCAGCACGAGGUUACCCGCCAUGCCAGACAGGUCCACAAUGGGCCCAAGCCCCUAAGCUGUCCUUACUGCCAGUAUAAGACAGCCGACCGCAGCAACUUUAAAAAGCACGUUGAGCUCCAUGUUAACCCUCGCCAGUUUCUUUGCCCGGUCUGCAAGUAUGCUGCAUCUAAGAAGUGCAACUUGCAGUACCACAUCAAGUCCAGACACCCAGGAUACUCUGAUGUGGACGUGUCUAAAGUCAAGCUGCGUGUGAAGAAGCCUGAUGCUGAUGACCUCCCGGCAAAUAAGAAUAAUAAGCUUGUGAUGAAUCAGGUUGGAGGGAGACGAAGUGAGGAAGAACAAUCAGAUGAAUUGGAUGAAACUGAAUCAGGUCCCAUCAACCUCUCUAAGACACCCAGUAAACCCACCCCUGCUCUGGAGACAGAACUGACUGACAAGACUUCAAAGAAAUCUGCAGACGUCAUUGAAAAGCCAAUCCAACAACCCAAAGAGAAAACCGCAGAGAAAAAGUCCAUUUUGAAAAAUGAGGGGAAAGAUAAAAACAGCAAGAAGGUUAAAGCAAAAACUUUGGAGAAAGUUGCAGACAUCACCGUGACCCAAACCGAGGGUUGCACUGACAAAAAAGACAAUAAAAAGGAGAAAGAGAUGAAAAAGACUGAGAAAUCCCCCAAAUCUAUGGAGAAAGUUUCAAAGGGCCGUUCAAAGAAAGAGAAGCCAUUGAAGGAGUCCGCAAAUGAAAUAACUGCUCAUCAUUACCUUGUUGCAAAGGAGCAAAAGUUGGAAUUGGUUAGACAGGUGAACGAAAGAGUGGAGAAGGACCUUCUAGAUAAUAAACAGCAGCAAAAACAGGAUGAGGAGGAGGAAAGACAAAGGGUAGAAAAGGAAAACCAACUGCAGAAUGAGAAAGUGAAGGAGACUGAAGAAAGCACAAAGGACUGCAAGAAAUAUUCAACGAAGAAACCCUACAAGAGGCAGACAAAAUCAACAAAGAUCAAAAGUGGAAAAGAUACUCUGAGUACAGAGAAAUUCCAAGAGGUCAAGACUAACCCAGUCAAAAGAAAAGCAGUGGCUAUGAAUGUACCAGGGGCUGAAACCUCAGAACAGAACUGUCCCUCCAAGCGGAUCAAGAGCAAGCGAAAAGACAAAACCAAGCCAUCGCCUGGUUCAACGGGUUCUCCACAGAGCAAUCGCACCAUACCUGAGGUUCUAAAGGCCAUGAAGAGCAAAAGCAAGAACUUGGGAAUGAGUGCAAACAAACCUAAGAGUUGCGUCAAUGAACCUGAGAAGACCAGUGCAAAUGUUGAUGGCAAUGCAGGCCCAGAGAAUGCAAGCACCCCACAGAUUGAAGAACUGCCCACCUCAGAACCAGUGAAGGUACCUGAACAACCAGACCAGCAGAUUCCGACCGUGGUGACCUGCCAAGAUGAGGGAGUUCGCAAAGAGACCAGCACUGUUGAGGAGGAACCCACAGUUGGAGUAACACCUCUGAACCAACACCAGGAUCCAGAGCCAGAAUUGCAGAAUGAAAUGGAAGGAAAGACCUCAGCUGAACCAAAGGAAGUUUUAGAGGUGGACAGCGGAAGUGAGAUGCCGUCACCUACUGACAGUGAGACCUCUCCAGGAUUUAGCCAACAGCAGCCCAUUUUAAGCCCAACUCUAGAACUUCCUGGUCCACCUCGUCUCAAAUCCACCGACGCAGAAGAUGACGAGGGUAUCCAUAGUAAUGAUGGGGGAAGUGAGAUCAGUGAUAGCGCAUCUGAAGGAAGCUAUGACUCUGGUCUCAACGGCCUGGCUGCUGCCACAAAUGGAGAGAAACUUCCUGAAACUCCUUCAGAGGAGCUUCCAUCUCCAACCAAACUGCUCAGUCACACGUGCAUCUUCUGUGACCGUACAUUCUCUUUGGAGAUGGACUACCGUCGUCACCUGAAUCGCCAUCUUGUAAAUGUGUAUUACUUGGAGGGUGCAACUCAGGGUAAAAAGUGAGGGGGAACUUAUUGGACAAUGCCAACAAUUUGACUCUUUUGUAUCAAAGACAAUUUAUGAGCAAGUUUUUCUAAGCCUUUUCACUUCUGGAGUGAACAAAGUUGUGUAAGUUGUAAAAAUGUGAGGUGGGCUUGGUGGAAAUUCUUAUUGUUGGCUUUGCAAUGCACAGCUACUCCAGAUGCUAACUCUCUAUGAUUUCCAGUGUUUAGCUUAAAGAAAUGUACUGGGUUCAAUAAAGUUAAGCUCAAUCGACUGGAUCUGUGGCAUAAUGUUGAUUAGCACAGAAAAUUAUUUCAACUGGUCCCUCGUUUAUGUAAACGAAAAGUAAAAAUCUGGGUUACCGCGUGGCACUUACAGUGGAAUCCGUAAAUGUUAAAAUACUUGCCGUUUCAAAAGUAUAGCCACAAGAUGUAAACGUUACAUGAAUUUACCAGCAUGACUGCAGUUACUAGAUUAUAAGGUUUACCAGUGUUAUGUUUUUAUCACAUUAAAAUCACGUUAGCACAUAUAAUGUUUACAUCUUGUGGCUUUACUUUUGAAACUGUGUAUUUAAAUGUUUAUAGUCAGGCCCCAUUUGCUUCCAUUGAAGUGCCUUACUGUAACAACCGCAAUUUCUUUUCUUUUUUUUUUUUUAAAAUAAACUAGGGACAAGUUGAAAAUAUUUUCUGUGGUAAAACAUCAUGCCGCUAAUGCUGUUGAUUGAGCUUUACUUGUAUUGAAACGCUCCUUUAAUGACAUUAUAUAUUGAUUCAUAUCACAGUAUUCCUUCAGUUAGCAUAUGGCUACCGUAAUUCCUGAAUAUUUUUUUUUUAAGAUAGUGGCAGAGUUAUACUCUGUUUAUGUACUUAUAACAAGACUUAUGAAUUGUCCAUUUGAUCACAAACUAACUGAAUCUUCGCUUAGUGUUGGUAUCUUUGACAAAAUGAUCAUCAACAGAUUGUUCCUGCGUUUAUCGUCACACUACUCGGAAGCAACAAAAGGAGGGCCACUCUGAAAGGAAGUACACUUUCUCCCUCCAUCCCUGCAGAGAACCGAGAUUAGUCAGACCCAGACCCAACAGUACAGAUGAUAAUGGGCCUUUCAGUGUCUUUGUGCCGUUCCACUCCACUGAAGCGCCUCCAUCUCUGGUCAGCAAGAGCUGAAGUGUGUCUAAAGCUAGCUAAUGUCAUCGUAUUCUUUGUAGCCUUUUACAGUUUAGAGUGCACUUGACAACUAACCAUAAACUUACAUUUGAAGUUCUGUUUCACAUAAGCUAAACAUUUCAUUUUAACAGUACAAUUUUCACACUUUGAUUAAACUCUUCUGCCUUUCAAGGAGAGUAACAAAUAGGAUUGUACAGUUUAAGAGAGUAGAAGGGAAAAGUCAUUGUACAUUUCCUUUCAGGGUUUAUAUACAUUUAUAAUUUGUCUUUAACACUGAGAAUCUCACCUCUCGUAGAUUAUUCUUUCUCUGUACAGCUUCUGAUAAGAUUUCAAUUUCAAG